CCCUUCCCAUCAUUUUUUGGGCCUAAUUUACAAUUCCACAUUUGCGGUUUAUCACAUCUUCCCCCUCCCCUUAAACCCUCACCAUUAAACAAGCUUCUACCAUCGCCGCCGACCACCGUAAUUACACACAGUAACCAUGGACCGAUCUCAGAAAUCUCACCGGACUCGCCAGUCCGGUCCUUCCGCCAGGAAAAAAUCCGAUACUGAUAAGAAGAAACGCGACAUCACUCAAGAUAAAAAUCAAAACCCUAAGGCAUUUGCGUUUAAUUCGAAGGUGAAAGCGAAAAGGUUACAGUCACGGGCUACCGAAAAGGAACAACGUCGGUUGCAUAUACCGACUAUUGAUCGUAACAUUGGUGAACCGGCUCCUUAUGUUAUUGUUGUACAUGGUCCUCCCCAGGUUGGGAAGUCUUUACUUAUAAAGUGUCUUGUUAAGCAUUACACCAAGCAUAAUAUACCGGAUGUACGUGGUCCACUGACUAUUGUCUCAGGUAAGCAAAGGCGGCUACAGUUUGUUGAGUGCCCAAAUGAUAUUAAUGGUAUGAUUGAUGCUGCGAAGUAUGCCGAUCUUGCACUACUGCUUAUUGAUGGUAGCUAUGGUUUUGAAAUGGAAACUUUUGAGUUCCUUAACAUUAUGCAAGUUCAUGGAUUCCCCAAGGUUAUGGGUGUUCUUACACACCUUGAUAAGUUUAAGGAUGUUAAGAAACUUAAAAAGACAAAGCAAAGGCUUAAACAUCGGUUCUGGACCGAGAUUUAUGAUGGGGCCAAGUUAUUUUAUCUAUCUGGUCUGAUUCAUGGAAAGUAUGUCAAACGUGAGGUUCAUAAUCUUGCAAGAUUUAUUUCUGUUAUGAAGUUUCAUCCUCUAUCUUGGAGAACGUCUCAUCCUUAUGUUCUAGUAGAUCGAUUUGAAGACGUCACGCCUCCAGACAGAGUGUCCACAAAUAAGAAGUGUGAUAGAAACGUGACAUUAUAUGGUUAUUUGCGCGGCUGCAACAUGAAGAAAGGAACUAAGGUGCAUAUUGCUGGUGUGGGUGAUUAUAGUGUAGCUGGUUUAUCAGGUUUAGCCGAUCCUUGUCCUUUACCUUCAGCUGCAAAAAAGAAGGGGUUACGUGACAAAGAGAAGCUAUUUUAUGCACCUAUGUCUGGUAUUGGGGAUCUCUUAUAUGAUAAAGAUGCUGUUUACAUAAACAUCAAUGAUCACUUUGUGCAGUUUUCUAAAGUUGGCAAUGAAGAUGAUACCUCGCGAAAAGGAACGGAUGUAGGCGAAUUUCUUGUGAAAUCACUUCAAAACACAAAAUUUUCCAUUGAUGAGAAGUUAAAACAAAGUUCCAUCAAUUUUUUCAGUCAACAAAACAACAAUUCAAGAGAAACUAUAAAUGGUGACAAUGAGGACCAUUUGAAUCAUAAUAACUCCUUAGAACCUUCGGAGGAACUUAAUACUGUUACUUCUGAUGAGGAAAGUGAUGAUGAAGAUUUAAAUGACUCGGAAGAAGCAGAAAAUGCUAAAGUAGAAAAUAAUAAAAAUAACAUUAAGGAGGAAGUUGAGUUCCAUAAGGGAAGGACACGGAGAAAGGCAGUAUUUGGAAAUGAAAGUGAGAUUGAUGAUCAAGAGGCCACUGAUGAAGAUGAAGAUGAAGAAGAAGCAGAAGCAGAAGCAAGAGGUGAUAAUUCAGAUGAUGAAUCGUCUUCAUACUCAGAUUCUUCUGGUGAAGAGGAAGAGGAGAAUGACACUGAAGAAAACUUGGGGAUUGAUUCCAAAUGGAAAGAAUCAUUGGUUGAGAGGACAAUGUCAAGGCAAACGACUAAUCUUAUGCAACUUGUGUAUGGAAAGGCUGAAACAAAAUCAAGUGAUUCUUAUACGGAAGACAUGGAUGGCAAUGAAAGUGAUGAUGAUGAUGAGUUUUUUAAACCCAAAGGCGAAGGAAACAAGAAAUUAACUAAAGGAUUGGAGGGCGAACAAGUAAAUUCCGAAGAUAGUUCUAAGUUCAUCAAUUAUGCUAACGCAAAAGACUGGAAAGACGGAGAAACAAUUGAAGGUAUUCGUGAUCGUUUUGUAACUGGAGAUUGGUCGAAGGCUGCUCGCAGAGGGAAAGUUGAUGAGGUGGACGCUGAGGAAGAUGAUGCUUACGGUGAGUUUGAAGACUUGGAGACUGGUGAGAAGCAUGAAGGUGAUAAGACAGGCGAUGAUAACAAGGAUUCUGACCCGAUUGUUGAAGAAAGGAGGCUUAAAAAGCUUGCUCUCCGUGCAAAGUUUGAUGCUCAAUACAACGGGUCUGAAUCUCCUGAUGAAGAUGAUGACAAAAAUCGCAAAAGCAAAGAUAAUAACAGCCAAACUAAUGAAGGUGGUUUUCUUGACAAGUUGAAGGAGGAAGCUGAACUUCAAAGACAAAGGAAUAUAGCUGAACUCAACGAUCUAGAUGAGGCCACACGCAUAGACAUAGAAGGUUACCGCACUGGAACUUACCUCCGAUUGGAGAUUCACGGUGUUCCCUAUGAAAUGAUUGAACAUUUUGAUCCUUUCCAUCCUAUUCUUGUUGGUGGAAUCGGUCUCACAGAGGAAAAUGUUGGAUAUAUGCAGGCUAGAUUUAAGCGUCAUAGAUGGCACAAAAAGGUUUUAAAGACCAAAGAUCCUAUAGUUGUUUCCGUAGGAUGGAGGCGCUACCAAACUUUACCUAUAUAUGCUAUUGAGGAUGUUAACGGGCGUCACCGUAUGCUCAAAUAUACCCCUGAACACAUGCAUUGUCUUGCCAUGUUUUGGGGCCCACUUGCACCCCCAAACACCGGGGUUGUGGCUGUUCAAAAUUUGUCAAACAAUCAGGCCUCAUUUAGAAUCACAGCUACGGCAGUUGUAUUGGAGUUUAACCAUGCUGCAAAAAUCGUUAAGAAGAUAAAACUAGUGGGUGAACCCUGCAAGAUAUACAAGAAAACAGCGCUUAUAAAAAAGAUGUUCACUUCAGAUCUUGAAGUAGCUAGGUUUGAAGGUGCAGCCAUUCGUACUGUUAGUGGAAUUCGUGGGCAGGUUAAGAAGGCUGGAAAGAUUGAGCUCGGUAAUAAGCCUAAAAAGAAGGGAGGACAAGUUGAAGAAGGAAUAGCUCGGUGUACCUUUGAGGAUAAAAUCUUGAUGAGUGAUAUUGUUUUUCUGCGAGCUUGGACUCAAGUGGAAGUUCCGUCCUUUUACAAUCCCUUGACAACUGCUUUACAACCCCGCCAUGAGACGUGGCGUGGCGUUAGAACAGUAGGGGAGUUAAGGAGAGAAUAUAAUCUUCCCAUUCCCGACAACAAAGAUUCUCACUACAAGCCGAUUGAAAGGCCACUAAAGAAGUUCAACCCGAUUGUCGUUCCCAAAUCAUUGCAAAGUGCACUUCCGUUUCACUCAAAACCCAAGGAGACAAAGUCAAAGAAGGAUGUAAGAGCAGUUGUACCUGAACCACAUGAGCGAGAUGUUCAAAAACUUGUCCAGCACUUGCAGUUGAUCAGGCAUAACAAGUUGAAGCAACAGAAACUCAAAAAGCAGGAGCAGAAGAAAAAGCAUGACGCUGAGAAGGCCAAGGAAGAUUUGGUGACAAAGAAACGUCAGCGAGAAGAAAGACGAGAUAGAUAUCGCACACAAGACAAGCUACAGAAGAGAAUGCGCAGAGACUGAGGCGUCUUGCAUUUAGUGGUGGCCAAUAAUUUGAGCUGCUACGGCUGAGUCAUUUUUGUAGUGUGUGUAGGGUCUAUAACAAUGUGAUGAUAUCAUAGAAGAGAUUGUAUUGAUAUCAUAGUUUAAGCUCAUACUCCCGGUUAAAUGUCAGAGUUUUGGUUUGAUCAAGUUUAAAACGAACUCUGAAUACUUUGUACACAUGCAAGGGGACUUGAGCUUAAAUUGGAUAGUGAUGCGGUAAACCUUUUCCAUAUUAAUAUUAGAACGAAUUGCAUUUUUGGUC
Erigeron canadensis is the source of this 3926-nucleotide messenger RNA. Its product is annotated as ribosome biogenesis protein BMS1 homolog. Gene Ontology annotation, cellular component: 90S preribosome; nucleus. The record is from RefSeq and is a predicted model, not a curated record. Gene Ontology annotation, molecular function: U3 snoRNA binding; GTP binding; GTPase activity. Lineage: Eukaryota; Viridiplantae; Streptophyta; Magnoliopsida; Asterales; Asteraceae. The coding region runs from base 137 to 3643 and encodes 1168 amino acids. Gene Ontology annotation, biological process: endonucleolytic cleavage of tricistronic rRNA transcript (SSU-rRNA, 5.8S rRNA, LSU-rRNA); maturation of SSU-rRNA from tricistronic rRNA transcript (SSU-rRNA, 5.8S rRNA, LSU-rRNA); ribosome biogenesis. The transcript is spliced from 17 exons.